UCCGAGCCAAACGUUGCGCGAUCGUGGAUCGGCGGUUGAUUGUAGGUGCGUGUGUUAGUGAGUGAAUCAAGUGUAUUGCUAACCACGGUCCAAGAGGUUUCGCAGGCAGCGUUUUCGAAACACCGAGUGUGAAGAUCAGUUCCUUUUUUUUGUUUGUCUCAAGUGACCAAACGUGAUCCGCGUCAAGAUGGCUAGUGAGGUGCAAAACUUCUACAAAAACAAGUACAUCUUUCUGACCGGUGGCACAGGCUUCCUCGGUGUUGCCAUCAUCGACAAGAUUCUGCGCACUGCUCCCGAGGUUGCUGGCAUCUAUCUGCUGAUGCGCCCAAAGAAGGGUAAAGCGAUCCAGGAACGGCUGCAGGAUCUUACAAAAAACUCGGUUUUUGAGCAACUGCUCGAAACCCAGUCGGCCGACAUCUUCAAGAAGCUCAUCCCGGUGUCGGGCGAUGUGGGCGAAAACUUUCUCGGACUGUCGCAGGAGGAUCAGGCGAUGAUCGUGGCAAACACCAACGUCGUCAUCCAUUCGGCCGCUACCCUCGACUUUCAGGCUACGCUACGGCCAACGGUCAACAUCAACCUGCUCGGCACCAAGCGCGUGCUGGAGCUGUGUACGAGGAUGAGAAAUCUGAAGAGCAUGGUGCACAUAUCCAGUGCGUACGUUAACUCGUACCUGACGGAGGCCGAGGAGAAGCUGUACCCCUGCACGGAAACCGCACAGAAGGUGGUCGAUCUGGUGGACACGCUGAACGAUUCGGCACUGGAUGAGCUGCUGCCGAAACUGCUGAAGGAUCAUCCUAAUGCGUACACGUUCACCAAGCAGCUGGCGGAGCAUGAGGUCAACAAGCAUGCGGUCCAGUUCCCGUGUGCGAUCAUUCGUCCGAGCAUGAUCACCGGUGCGUGGAAGGAACCAACACCCGGCUGGACUAUCUCCAAGAACGGACCGCAAGGUUUCCUGAUGGGCGCUUCCAAGGGUGUCAUCCGUCGGCUGCCGGUCGGUGUGGAUCUCGUGUACGACUACAUCCCGGUCGAUGCGGUAGUGAACCAAACGCUCGUGCUGGGCUGGUACAUGGCCACGAACAGCUUCCGCGAGGUUAAAGUGUUCCACUGCACCACCAGCACGUCGAACCCCUUCAAAUGGCGCUCGGUCGUUGAUCAGAUGAACGACUAUCUGCACAAGUACCCGCUGAAAUCGGCCAUCUGGUACCCACGGUUGAAGUUCGUCUCGAGCCUGUGGGUGUACAAGCUGGCCUCCAUCUUUGUGCACAUUCUGCCGGCGCUGGUGCUCGACUUUAUCCUACGGAUUUCGGGUGGUCGUCCAAUGUUGAUGCGGCUCCACACGAACGUUUGGGACUCGCUAAACCGGUUGGAAAAGUUCAUCUUCACCGAGUGGAAGUACCACAAUCCAGCCACCCAGCAGCUUGCCCAAUCGUUGCCGGAACAGGACAAGACACUGUUCAACUUUAACGUGUCGCAGCUCCAGUGGCCCGAAUACUUUGUGCACCUUACCCAGGGUGUCCGCCGGUACCUGAACAACGAGCAUCCGAAGUCUCUCGAUGCCGCUCGCAGGAAGGAUAAAGUACUCUUCAUCGUGGACAUCGUGUUCCAGGUGUUGAUCUUCGCGCUGGUCGGAUGGUUGUUUACUGCGGUGCUUGGAGCGUCCGGUAGCUCCUUCUGGUUGUAUGGUGCCGGGUGUUAUCUACUCUUCAAUCUGCUCUAGAUUGAAGGUGUAUCGGAUGACGUACUACAUUGCAUUUUGCUCUACUCGAUCGAAGUUGUUGAGGUCAUCAUUGAUUUACUCACUCUCUUGCCCCUCUUUCAGUUCUUCCAAGCGAUUGUCUAGCGAGGUCUUGCCCCAAAUUUUCAUAGCUAAUACAGCGGCACAGUAAGAUAGCGAAGGAAGCACUCAUUACCUUCUUUAGCUAGCGAUAGAGAUAGAGGUGUCACCAGCGGUAUUAGGGAUUAGUGUUUCGUAUUUUCUUUCUUUUCCCUCGAACGAUACAUGUUAGUGAAGGUAAGACCAAUGUAGUAGGGGGGCGUAUUACUCCAUUUUUCUGUUUUGUUUUGUGGUUUAGGAUGGUUGGAACAAUGCUGACUGGAAUUAAUUAUAAUAAAGAAGGACAAAAAAAACACUCCA
Anopheles stephensi (Asian malaria mosquito) is the source of this 2134-nucleotide messenger RNA. RefSeq names its product putative fatty acyl-CoA reductase CG8306. Gene Ontology annotation, biological process: long-chain fatty-acyl-CoA metabolic process. The coding region runs from base 188 to 1717 and encodes 509 amino acids. Gene Ontology annotation, cellular component: peroxisome. The transcript is spliced from 10 exons. Gene Ontology annotation, molecular function: alcohol-forming very long-chain fatty acyl-CoA reductase (NADP+) activity. Lineage: Eukaryota; Metazoa; Arthropoda; Insecta; Diptera; Culicidae. The record is from RefSeq and is a predicted model, not a curated record.